AUGGGCACUCCCGAGUUCACCCUCGCCGCUGCCGAGAAGCAGGCCGGCAGAAAGGCGUGGGCGUAUCGCCAGUUCAUCGGCAAGACGCCGCUCGUGGACAAAAAGGACGCCGAGCAGGUUGCCGGCAAAACUGCCAUUGUCACCGGCUCCAACAUUGGCCUGGGCCUCGAAACCGCCCGCCAGCUUCUUGAUCUGGGCGUUGCCAGGCUGAUUAUGGCCGUGCGCACCGUCUCCAAGGGCGAAAAGGCUCGGGAAAAUCUGCUUGCCGGCCGAAAAGACUUCAAGGGCGAGAUUGAGGUCUGGGAGCUUGACAUGCUCUCAUACGACUCCAUUCAAAAGUUUGCGGAGCGCACCAAGACUCUGGAUCGCCUCGACAUUGCCAUCUUGAAUGCCGGCGCUUAUCGGGCGUUUGAGGAGUUCCACUCAUCCACCGGCUAUGAAGACAGCAUCCAGGUCAACUACCUGUCGACCAUCUUUUUGUCAAUCCUGCUGCUGCCGGUUCUCAAGGAGAAGGCGCAAACAAAGCCCGGGCGUCUCACUAUUGUCUCAUCCGACACGGCCUCCUGGGCCAAGUUCGAGGAGAGAAAAGAGCGCCCGCUUCUUGCUUUCUACAAAAAGAAGACAGACCCCAAGAACUGGAACCAUGCAGAGCGCUACGGAACGAGCAAACUGCUGGGCCAACUCGGCGCGAGCAAGCUCGUGGAAAAGGUGUCGUCUUCCGCCGUCGUCUUGAACCUGGUCAAUCCGGGCCUGUGCUACGGCACCGAAAUCGUCCGUGAUGGCGACGGCCAUUUCCUUGGCACGAUCUACAGGCUGGGAUUCCGCGCACUCGGCAAGCCAGCUCCUGUUGGCGCCCGAAGCAUCGUGCAUGCAGGUGUCUCUUUUGGCGAAGCAUCGCAUGGGCAAUACACAGAAGAUGGCGAGAUUCGUCCACUGGCUGCCCUUCUCUACAAGCCAGAGGGCAAAGAAAUCGCCACUCAGCUAUGGGAAGAGACAUUGGCCGAGCUACCCUCUGCUCCUGUUCAGGAGUCGCUGCAGGCAUUGAGCAACUAA
Messenger RNA from Trichoderma atroviride IMI 206040, 1053 nucleotides. RefSeq lists its product as uncharacterized. Lineage: Eukaryota; Fungi; Ascomycota; Sordariomycetes; Hypocreales; Hypocreaceae. The record is from RefSeq and is a predicted model, not a curated record.